Molecule: messenger RNA, 1210 nt
Organism: Danio rerio (zebrafish)
Lineage: Eukaryota; Metazoa; Chordata; Actinopteri; Cypriniformes; Danionidae
Gene: sema6a
Product: sema domain, transmembrane domain (TM), and cytoplasmic domain, (semaphorin) 6A
Biological process (GO): system development; negative chemotaxis
Cellular component (GO): plasma membrane
Molecular function (GO): semaphorin receptor binding
Source: RefSeq, marked provisional
CGCGGAUCGAUCGAUCAGUGAUCGGAUGGAUCGGGAUUUUUCUGAUGGAUAUAUCGAUGUGAGGAAGGUGUCAAACACAGCGGCUGAAGUUAAGAAGAGAUCGUGCGGGACAGUAAAGAUGCGAGCGCAGGCCCUGCUGCUGUACCUGACGCUGCUGCAGACGGCUGGAGCCGCUUUCCCAGAAGACACCGAGCCCAUCAGCAUCGCACAUGGAAACUACACUAAACAGUACCCAGUGUUCGUGGGACACAAACCAGGCAGGAAUAACACACAGCGACACAAACUGGACCAGCUGAUCGUCAUCAUGAACCGGACGCUGUAUGUGGCUGCGAGGGAUCACAUUUACACGCUGGACAUGGAGACGUCCAGCACAGAGGAGAUCUUCUUCAGUAAGAAGCUGACCUGGAAGUCCAGACAGGCGGAUGUGGACACCUGCAGGAUGAAGGGCAAACACAAGGACGAGUGUCAUAACUUCAUCAAGGUGCUCCUGCAGCAGAGCGAGGACUCUCUGUUUGUGUGCGGAACCAACGCCUUCAACCCGUCCUGCAGAACCUACAGGAUGGACAGUCUGGACGCUCUGGGUGAGGAGAUCAGUGGGAUGGCCCGCUGCCCGUACGACGCCAAACACGCCAACGUGGCCCUGUUCGCUGAUGGGAAGUUAUAUUCCGCCACAGUCACAGAUUUCCUGGCUAUCGACGCAGUGAUCUACCGCAGUUUAGGAGACAGUCCCACACUCAGAACCGUCAAACACGACUCCAAAUGGCUGAAGGAGCCGUAUUUCGUGCAGGCGGUGGAUUACGAGGACUUCAUCUACUUCUUCUUUCGGGAAAUCGCCAUGGAGUACAACAGCAUGGGGAAGGUGGUGUUUCCGCGUGUGGCGCGUGUGUGUAAGAGCGACAGCGGCGGCUCUCAGCGUGUGCUGGAGAAACAGUGGACAUCUUUCCUGAAGACGCGCCUGAACUGCUCCAUUCCUGGAGACUCACACUUCUACUUCAACAUCCUGCAGGCCGUGACCGACGUCAUACACAUCAGCGGACGAGACGUGGUCAUGGCCACCUUCUCCACACCCUACAACAGUAUUCCGGGAUCAGCUGUGUGUGCGUAUGACAUGUCAGAGAUCGCUCUGGCCUUCACCGGACGCUUCAAAGAGCAGAAAUCACCUGACUCCACCUGGACACCUGUGCCCGAGGAGAGGGUGCCCAAACCCAGG